UUCAAUUACAAUUUUUAUAAAGAAAUGGCGGAAACGGAGGCGGAAACGGAAACCAAUAAUUUGAAACAACUUGGUUUCGCGGGUAAAACUAAUCUUUAAAAGGUACAUACAUCAUGGUACAUAAAUAAGAUUAUAACAUUGGUAAUAAAAAUAAUUUGAUAAAACUAUGUGUAUAGGUACAAUGAAAAGGACGCCAAGUACCGUCAGAAUAUUACUAUGUUUACUAAUAUAUUGUAUAAAUAAUGGUUUGGAAGGGAAACCUUAUAAAGCAAUUAGAAUGGUGGAUGAUCCUCAAUCAGCUGAUGAGGAAGCUAUAGCGCCGUUGAAAGGCUCGAAAAACCUGAUAGCGCCGUCGAAAGACUCGAAAAACCUGAUAGCGCCGCCGAAAGACUCGAAAAACCUGAUAGCGCCGUUAAUAGACUCGAAAGAGGCGAUAGCACCAUUGAAAGACUCGAAAAACCUGAUAGCGCCGUCAAUAGACUCGAAAGAGGCGAUAGCACCAUUGAAAGACUCGAAAAACCUGAUAUCACCCUCGAAAGACUCGAAAAACCUGAUAUCGCCCUCGAAAGACUCGAAAAACCUGAUAGCGCCGUCAAUAGACUCGAAAGAGGCGAUAGCGCCGUUUAAUGAGUCGUAUGAGUUAGUGCCGUCGGAUGACCCUAGAUAUUCUAGAGAGUCUGUAGAGCCAAGGGAUCCGGAAGAUGGGCGUCCGAUAUACUAUGCUGGUGAAGUGGGCCCCAUACUGUCGAGGUAUCAAAACAAACUAUUCAAGAAUUUUCCGAGAAAAAUGAGUAGUUUGUGGCCCCUUGGAAUAGUCUCCUACCAUAUAGAUAGCGAUGCGUUUCCAUCAGUUAAUUCUGUGAGUGGCAGUGUACGUGACACUAUGAGGUACAUUGAGAGCGUUACCUGUGUGCGGUUCAGGCCGGUAUCAGUGACCAGUCUCAUGCCAACAAUAUGGUUGAACAUCACCAACCCUGGACGAACGCGGGAGUGUUCACACGAGCCUAUGUUGACGGAAAACCUUGGAAUGAGUAUCGUGUUGGGGUUGGAUUGCUUGUCCCGGACCAAUAUCCUGCACACCCUGCUACACGGUAUCGGUAUGACGGACGAGGUCACUCACCCGCUAAGAGACCGGUACAUCAGCAUCCAGUGGCAUAAUAUACAGCAUAACUUUCGCCAUCUCUUCGUGGUUGCUCCUGACGACAAGAAUAUCAUGGUCGAAUACGACCCGAUGAGUGUCAUGCACUUUCAUGAUAGAGCGUUCACCCGGAAUGGUAAUCCCACGAUAGUGCCAAUGUUACCAGGUAUGCAUAUACAGCCGAGUAGUCAACUCUCUCAGUUGGAUAUUAAGAAACUGAAUUCGGCGUUCGAACAUGAAUGCAAUAGACGUAAAGCAGACGACCUCCUCCAAACAUGCAACUCUGUUAUACAAAAUAAGCAUACUCCAGAUAAAGGCGGUAAAGAAGCUCCAGACGGUAACGGAGAUGCAGAUGGUAACGGAGAUGCAGAUGGUAACGGAGAUGCAGAUGGUAACGGAGAUGCAGAAGGUAACGGAGACGCAGACGGUAACGGAGACGCAGACGGUAACGGAGACGCAGACGGUAACGGAGACGCAGACGGUAACGGAGACGCAGACGGUAACGAAGACGCAGACGGUAACGGAGACGCAGACGGUAACGGAGACGCAGACGGUAACGGAGACGCAGACGGUUACGGAAACGAAUACCGAGAACAAGACGAAGAAGGGUGAAUAUCAACAAGUGCUGAUUUUCUUCAAUUUUGGUGGCGAUCUUCAUAUUAUGUUUUCGUGAAAAAUUGGGUUCCGAUAUGAAAAAGGAUAGUUCUAGCUACGAGGAACUGCAAUAGUCCUAAGCAUAUCUUGAUUAUUUUUCGAAGUAUUACAGUUUCAAAUGAAGUUAAACCACCAAGAUUGAAAAUCGACCACCAAAAUUGGAAUCCGGCCACCAAAAUUUAAAGGAAAGUAAAUAAAUGACUUUUUACUUU
Messenger RNA from Pectinophora gossypiella (pink bollworm), 2004 nucleotides. RefSeq names its product zinc metalloproteinase nas-8-like. Gene Ontology annotation, biological process: proteolysis. NCBI's taxonomy places the organism in Eukaryota, Metazoa, Arthropoda, Insecta, Lepidoptera, Gelechiidae. The record is from RefSeq and is a predicted model, not a curated record. The coding region runs from base 167 to 1750 and encodes 527 amino acids. Gene Ontology annotation, molecular function: metalloendopeptidase activity. The transcript is spliced from 9 exons.